Molecule: messenger RNA, 1310 nt
Organism: Oxyura jamaicensis (ruddy duck)
Lineage: Eukaryota; Metazoa; Chordata; Aves; Anseriformes; Anatidae
Gene: ELP6
Product: elongator acetyltransferase complex subunit 6
Exons: 7
Coding region: 39-836 (265 amino acids)
Biological process (GO): tRNA wobble uridine modification
Cellular component (GO): elongator holoenzyme complex
Source: RefSeq, a predicted model, not a curated record
GUGUCACGGACAGCGGCCGGCAGCCCGCUGCCCCGGCCAUGCUGACGGAGCUGAACGAGCUCCUGGGCGCCUCCCCGCAGCGCCCGGGCACGGGUAAAUUCACGCUGCUGCGAGACACCGGGACGGAUGGCAGCUUCCUGGUGCACCAUUUCCUCUCCUUCUACCUCAGAGCUGGCUGUAAGGUUUGCUUUGUGGCCCUGCUCCAGUCCUUCAGUCACUACAACAUCGUAGCACAGAAGCUGGGAGUCAGUCUGACAGCUGCCAGAGAGCGGGGACAGCUCGUCUUCUUGGAGGGCCUCAAGUCCUGCCUCGACCUCUUGUUUGGGGAGGAGGAGCUGUCCGGAGAGCCCAGUCCUCUUCAGUUCAUAAGCGGGAGCACCUCCGACCUCAAAGCCUUGUUCGACUUCGUCCGGACCUCCCUGACUCCCGCCGCCAGCGACUCGUGGAAGGGCCCGGUGCUGCUGGUGGACGACCUCAGCGUCCUGCUCAGCCUGGGCGCCGCGCCGGUGGCUGUGCUCGACUUCGUCCACUACUGCAGGGUCGUGGUGUGCUCUCAGCUCCAGGGGAACAUCGUGGUGCUGGUUCACGGCAGCGAGGCUGCGGAAGACGAGGAAAGCGACCUGCUCGGGAACUCCUUGGGUCAUCACAGCGACCUGAUCCUGUGGGUGGAGGGGCUGGCGACCGGCUUCUGCAAAGACGUUCACGGGGAGAUUAAAAUAAUUAAGAGGUUAUCGCUGGAGUCAACGGAGGAGGAUCUCGUCCAGGUCUACCAGUACAAGAUCCAGGAGAAGAACGUCACCUUCUUCGCUAGAGGGCUGUCCGCGGCCGUGCUGUGAUGCAGCGACACCACGAGAGCACCACGGCGCGGGGCACAUCGGAGGUGCCACCGAACCACCCUGCUAGCCUCACCCCUGCCUUCCAGGAGCAAAACUCCCUCGGAGAGAAGCUUGAACAACUCUUGUGCUAUAAGCAAACGUUGGCAUCAGCUCGCCAAGAGCUCAUUGCAUCCCUUUGUCCUCCCACCCUGUUCCCAACCUACGAGGCCAAGAGGAAGAGCAAAAAACGUCCAAGGAUGUCCCUCAGAGCGUGUAAAUACAGGCAGGAGGAUGCCCCCGGGGCCGGGCGUGCCCUGCCUUUUCCGUUUGCGGCGUGGCGGUGCCAGGCAGUGCCGCGGCGCGGCGGGGAGCCAUCACCCCACCCUGGCACUUUGCGAGGUGACGCAGAGCGGGCGGAGGCAGGGCUGGUCCGGGAGCGUGGCGCAACCCUUACCUUUCUCCCAGCUCAGGCGGAGAUUGGCUCAGCGCCCCGUU